UCGGCGCAGUUUCCGGAGGGACGGGCCGAGCGCGCGGGGGCGGAGCCGAGUGCGCGGAGCGGGGCUCCAGCGCCGCAGGUCCGGGCUGCAGUAGGUCCCGGCAACCGCAGGCUUGCGGCCGGCGCUGGGCGCGGGAUCCGACUCUAGUCGUGAUGGAAGCGGGCGGCUUUCUGGACUCGCUCAUUUACGGAGCAUGCGUGGUCUUCACCCUUGGCAUGUUCUCCGCCGGCCUCUCGGACCUCAGGCACAUGCGAAUGACCCGGAGUGUGGACAACGUCCAGUUCCUGCCCUUUCUCACCACGGAAGUCAAGUGAGGGGGCGACGGCUGCGCAACCUGGGCUGGCUGAGUUAUGGGGCUUUGAAGGGAGACAGGAUCCUCAUCGUCGUCAACACAGUGGGUGCUGCGCUUCAGACCCUGUAUAUCUUGGCAUAUCUGCAUUACUGCCCUCGGAAGCGUGUUGUGCUCCUACAGACUGCAACCCUGCUAGGGGUCCUUCUCCUGGGUUAUAGCUACUUUUGGCUCCUGGUACCCAACCUUGAGGCCCGGCUUCAGCAGUUGGGCCUCUUCUGCAGUGUCUUCACCAUCAGCAUGUACCUCUCACCACUGGCUGACUUGGCUAAGGUCAUUCAAACUAAAUCAACCCAAUGUCUCUCCUACCCACUCACCAUUGCUACCCUUCUCACCUCUGCCUCCUGGUGCCUCUAUGGGUUUCGACUCAGAGAUCCCUAUAUCAUGGUGUCCAACUUUCCAGGAAUCGUCACCAGCUUUAUCCGUUUCUGGCUUUUCUGGAAGUACCCCCAGGAGCAAGACAGGAACUAUUGGCUCCUGCAAACCUGAGGCUGCUCACCUGACCACUAGGCACCUUAGUGCCAACCUGAACCAAAGAGACCUCCUUGUUUUCAGCUGGGCCUGCCGUCCAGCUUCCCAGGUGCAGUGGGUUGUGGGAACAGGAGAUGACUUUGAGGAUAAAGGGACCAAAGAAAGAGCUUUACUUAGAUGAUUGGUUGGGGCCUAGGAGAUGAAAUCACUUUUUAUUUUUCAGAGAUUUUUAAUUUUGGAGGUUGGGGUGCUAUCUUUAUGCCUUAAAAGGCCGGGCGUGGUGGCUCACGCCUGUAAUCCCAGCACUUUGGGAGGCCAAGGUGGGCGGAUCACCUGAGGUCAGGAGUUCAAAACCAACCUGACCAACAUGGUGAAACCCCAUCUCUACUAAAAAUACAAAAUUAGCCAGGCAUGGUGGCACAUGCCUGUAAUCCCAGCUACUUGGGAGGCUGAGGCAGGAGAAUUGCUUGAACCCAGGAGGUGGAGGUUGCAGUGAGCUGAGAUCGUGCCAUUGUGAUAUGAAUAUGCCUUAUAUGCCGAUAUGAAUAUGCCUUAAAAUAAAGUGUUCCCCACCCCUGCCCACGA
Nomascus leucogenys (northern white-cheeked gibbon) is the source of this 1405-nucleotide messenger RNA. RefSeq names its product solute carrier family 50 member 1 (gene SLC50A1). Lineage: Eukaryota; Metazoa; Chordata; Mammalia; Primates; Hylobatidae. The record is from RefSeq and is a predicted model, not a curated record. Gene Ontology annotation, cellular component: membrane. Gene Ontology annotation, biological process: carbohydrate transport. Gene Ontology annotation, molecular function: sugar transmembrane transporter activity.